Messenger RNA from Penicillium verhagenii, 693 nucleotides. RefSeq names its product putative transcription initiation factor subunit (TAF30). Gene Ontology annotation, biological process: regulation of transcription by RNA polymerase II; chromatin remodeling. Gene Ontology annotation, cellular component: Swr1 complex; NuA4 histone acetyltransferase complex. The record is from RefSeq and is a predicted model, not a curated record. Gene Ontology annotation, molecular function: histone binding. Bases 1 to 693 code for a protein of 230 amino acids. The transcript has 7 exons. Lineage: Eukaryota; Fungi; Ascomycota; Eurotiomycetes; Eurotiales; Aspergillaceae.
AUGCCCGAGGUCAAGCGCGUCGUCCGUCUUGUCACGGAACAGCACAUCAUUGACAAGCCCUCGGAGGUAGAGGGUUUCCCGCAGCGAUCCUGGUCGAUCGAGGUUUAUGUGGUCAAUGAAAAGGGAGAGCAGAUCCCUGCCAACCUCUUUGACAAAGUCACAUACCACCUUCACCCAAGUUUCGGCAACCGCGCCAUUCAAACUUUCAAGAACCCGCCUUUCCGUAUCUCAGAAGAGGGAUGGGGUGAGUUUGAUAUGCAGAUUGAACUCACAGCCGACAAGUCGCACUUUGUCAACCAUGACCUCAACUUCCUGCAAGAGCGAUAUGAGUCCAAGCACACCAUUACUUUCAAGAACCCGAAACCUGCUUUCCUAGCUGCCCUCCGUGAAUCGGGUCCUGUUCCUGGUGAUGAGAAUGGAGCGAAGAAGCGUGGCGCAGCUGGUGAGGAGAGUGCUAAGAAGAAGAAGCGCACCGAGAAGAACGUCGAUAUGGAUAAGCUCGCAGAUGGACUUCAGAAGCUGAACGAAGACGACCUAUUGCAAGUUGUGCAAAUGGUGCACGACAACAAGUCAGCGGACUCGUACACAAAGAACGAUGUCGAUAUGGGCGAGUUCCACGUGGACCUUUACACGCUUCCAGAUACCUUGAUCAAGAUGCUGUGGGACUUCACCACUGAUCGUGGAGCCAUGUAA